Messenger RNA from Aspergillus puulaauensis, 834 nucleotides. RefSeq lists its product as uncharacterized. The record is from RefSeq and is a predicted model, not a curated record. The coding region runs from base 1 to 834 and encodes 277 amino acids. NCBI's taxonomy places the organism in Eukaryota, Fungi, Ascomycota, Eurotiomycetes, Eurotiales, Aspergillaceae. The transcript is spliced from 2 exons.
AUGCAGGUCCUACUCCUUGGCGGCCACGGCAAAAUCGCCCUACACCUCACCCCCCUCCUCCUCGCCCGGGCCUGGAACGUCACCAGCGUCAUCCGCAACCCUGCCCACGAGUCUGAGAUCCUCGCGCUCGCAAACUCGGAGAAGGCCAAAGGCAAACUCAAUGUCUUAGUCUCAAGCCUCGACGAGGUCCAAACCCAAGCGGACGCAGCUAAGAUCCUCAACGAAACAAACCCCGAUUACGUAGUUUGGUCAGCCGGCGCCGGCGGGAAAGGAGGCCCCACCCGCACCAUCGCAGUCGACGAAACUGCCGCAAAGGCCUUCAUCUCAGCGUCGUUCGCGCACCCGCGCGUGUCGAAAUUCCUGCUCGUAUCCUGGAUCGGAUCGCGCCGCAACAAGCCAUCGUGGUUCUCUGACGCAGACUGGGCAUCUUCGCAAAAUACCUUCAACAAUGUCCUCCCCACCUAUGCGAAGGCUAAGCUCGAAGCGGACGAGUUCCUAACUGCACAUGCGGCUGUGCGGGCCAAACAGGUAGCGAGCGGGAAGGCGAAUGUGCUAGAUGCGAUUUGUUUGCGGCCCGGGACGUUGAGCGAUGAGCCGGCGACCGGGAAUGUGAAUUUAGGGAAGAUCGGAUCACAGGGGAAGGUCCCGCGAGAGGAUGUCGCAAGGGUGGCGGAUGCCUUGUUGGCCCGGCAAGGAAGUAAGGGGUGGUAUGACUUGCUGGGGGGUGAGGAAAAUAUCGGAGAUGCAGUGGAGAGGGUUGUACGUGAGGGUGUCGAUACUGUCGAAGGGGAAGAUGUGGGUGCGAUAGUUCAGCGGUUUGAGCUCGAUGCUUAG